This is a messenger RNA of Owenia fusiformis, 1415 nucleotides long. The record is from the annotation of a GenBank genome assembly. NCBI's taxonomy places the organism in Eukaryota, Metazoa, Annelida, Polychaeta, Sabellida, Oweniidae.
CCCUCCCUAUCAGUGAAAAGAUAUUAUACAACUUGCUAUAAGUUUCCAGCUGGAUGCUCCAUUCAAGUUACACCCCUCCCUCCACUCUCUAUGCAGUGUCUGUGAGAAGAUAGAGUUCCGAAAAGUGGCAAUGGCUCAACAACAUUCCACAUCAAUGACUGAGGCACAUUUAGCAACUCUUCAUGCAUGCCGGGUUGAAAUUGAAAAGGGACUUGAUGUGGAGCACAUAAUGGGAAGAUGCAGACAGGAGGGGGUCAUUACUAAAGCUAUACAGGAUCAAAUACGAGCACAGACUACACCUAUGAAAAAAUGUAGGGAAUUUUUAGACAUUCUUGAAACACGUAACACCGAUGCAUUUGAUGUUUUUGUAACUGCACUAAAAGAAGAAAAUUAUGAACAUUUGGCUUCUAAACUUGAAAAUAUGUUACCUAUUCAGUCUUUCACCAUUGCAAAAAGUAACCUAAAAAUAGCAAGUAUGAAAACAGCCACUUUGAAGAACUUAAAGGCAGAAGAGCAAUCAGUUACACAAUCAUCUAUUGCAGAAGUUGAGGCUUUAUGUGCUCAGUUAAGAUCAGAUCUUGGUUUCAAAAAUAAUCAGGUAAACCCAACCACUACAAGCCUAGAUCUAUCUCAAUGUAGUCUUACACUAAAACAAAAAAUUGAAUUACCCAAUUCUUGUCGGGGUUUGUGUUUCACUCCAAAUGGAGAGAUAGCUGUGGUCAUUAUGAAUCUUGGAAUUGUGAUAUACAGAAAAGACUUUUCUAUCAAAUUUAAGUUCAAAGUAGAUAAGCCUGUCAAUGUUGUUUGUCUCCCAACUGGGGAAUUUAUAGUGUCAUCAAGAGAGAACAACUGUGUCAAAUUGUUUGAUAGUAAUGGUCAAUAUAAGGAAGAUAUAUGUCAGCAGGUGAACUGUCCAAUUGGCCUCGCCUACAACCACCAACUGGGGCUGGUGGUAACUGGGUGUAAUCCUAACAGUGUAUACCUGUGCACAUCUUCAGGUGAAGUGACACACACUAUCACCAAUGAUGAAUUCAAAUUGUUGGGUAGAGUUCAUAUCAAUCCAUACAAUCUUCAUCUAUUAGUGUCUGAAAAUACCACCAAUACUCUACAUUGUCUCAAGAAGGAUGGCACUCAAGUAUUCAAAUUUAAGGGUCAGGGGGAUGAUAAGUUGAAUGAUCCCAGAGGUAUCUUUGUGACUGAGCAGCAUAUUCUGCUGGUGGAUGCUGGCAACCAUAGAGUAUUGCUGCUCAAUCACAAGGGUGACUUCAUUAAGGUUCUACUGACAAAGCAGCAGCAUGACUUGUAUGGUCCUACUGGGAUACUAGUAGACAGCACUGGGAACAUCCUGGUAGGGGAAAGUCACAGGGCUGUUGACAGGAAGGAUCUCCUAUAUGUGUUCAAAGGGAAUACAUAAU